AUGGAGCAAGGAAGAAAGCCAAUACCAGUGUUGCCAUAUCCAGCUGAACAUGGACAAUGGAGACUGGAUUCUGCAGGGACCUUCUGUGGACCAUAUAGAAAGUUCUUCAAACCUGUCUGCCUGAGUAUGUUGAGCAGGGUCCCAUGGUUGCCCUACUUCAUGAUGUUCCAGAAGCCCCAGGGCAAUCUCGCUUUCCAACUUGGGCCUAGCAGAGUGGCUCCUGCAAAGAAGGGUGCUGAGAAGAAAAAGGGCCAUUUUGCCAUCAACGGAGCAAUGACCCGAGAAUACACCAUCACCAUUCACAAGCGCAUCCAUGGAGCGGGCUUCAAGAAACAUGCCCCUUGGGCAUUCAAAGAGAGCUGGGAAUUUGCCAUGAAAGAGACGGAAACUCCAGAUGUGUGCAUUGAUACUAGGCUCAACAAAACUGUCUGGGCCAAAGGAAUAAGGAAUGUCCCACACAGUAUCCAUGAGCAAUUGUCCAGAAAAUGUAAUGAGGAUGAAGAUUCACCAAGUAAGCUCUAUACUUUGCUUGCCUAUGUACCUGUUACCACUUUUAAAAAUCUACAGUCAGUGAGGAUGGGAACUAACCACUGA
This is a messenger RNA of Callithrix jacchus (white-tufted-ear marmoset), 594 nucleotides long. The record is from RefSeq and is a predicted model, not a curated record. NCBI's taxonomy places the organism in Eukaryota, Metazoa, Chordata, Mammalia, Primates, Cebidae.